Messenger RNA from Centruroides sculpturatus (bark scorpion), 1270 nucleotides. RefSeq names its product zinc finger protein 737-like. Bases 261 to 872 code for a protein of 203 amino acids. Gene Ontology annotation, cellular component: nucleus. The transcript has 4 exons. The record is from RefSeq and is a predicted model, not a curated record. Lineage: Eukaryota; Metazoa; Arthropoda; Arachnida; Scorpiones; Buthidae.
CAAAAUUUAUAAAGUGAAUUUAAAAUUUAAAUUACUUUUUUAAAUGCAAUCACAAAAGGAUGAGAAACAGAAACAUGAAUGCACGGAAUGUAAACAAAUAUUUCCAAGGAAAUCGCACUUAGAUGUGCACCUGAGAAGCCAUACCGGUGAGAAACCGUUUCCAUGCGAUAUUUGCGGUAAAAAAUUCUCCCAGUCUGGAAAUUUAACAAUUCACAAAAAAAUACAUUCGGAAGAACGACCUUUCAAAUGCAACUGUGGAUAUGCUACAAAAAAGAAAAUUUGAUCUGUUAUCACAUGUCAAACGAUUACAUCGACAUUCAAUCGCUUCUGAUAUUAUUACUAUUCCCCAGAAAAACUCGAAAGAAGAUCAUAAAUGUAAUAAAUGUGGUAAAAGUUUUCGAUGGUUAUCCACUUUUAGAACGCAUCAAACAUCUCAUGGAAAAAACCGACCGUUUUCGUGUGAUAUUUGUAAGAAAACAUUCAAAUAUAAAUUUGAGUUAAAUAGACACGUGAAAAUAGUACAUUCAAAGAAAAAAAUCGCAUCAUUUUCCAAAAAAGACACAGAACAUGGCCAAGAAGUGCAAUCAGAUUUUUUUCAGACACCAUCAAAAAGUUCUGAAGCAACAGAAUCAAUUGAAUCUGAGCAAGUGGCUUCAGAAAAGAUUAUUUUCACAGCAAGGGAAGCUGAAGAAUUUCUUAAAGGUUUUAACAUCGAUUUAGAAAUUAUGAACUUAGAAACAUCCUCACAACUGGAGUUAUUCUCAGAGAUUGGAAACGAUGAAGAUAAAUUUGAAUGUCAACUUUGUGGACAACAAUUUUCUGACGAAAUUUUUUUAAAGGAACACAAUAAACAAUUUCACCAAUCUAAUUAAUUCUGGACAGUUAACUUUAAAACAAUAUAAGUUUAAAAAGUCCUCAAAAAUUAAUAACAUUUUUCUACAUUGAUCUGCGACUAAUGAAAAUUAAAACAAUAUUAGUUUCAGCACAGUUAAAUGAAAAAAAAACAUUGUAAAAUUUUCGAAUAAAUGAAUUUAUUGUAGUAAUUAUUUCAUAAAAUUACUGUACAUUUGCAGAACGAUACUUUUGGUACGAAAGAGAAUCUAAAAAGUUAUUAUUUGAAGUUAAUUAAUAGCUUUAAUUGAAUAAAUUUAUGUUUACAGAAUUAAAUGUGUGUCGAAGAUUUUUAACUUAUUUUAACAGUAGGUAGAAGUUUAUUUCUGAGUAAAGUGAAGAACGUGGACUCACAGUAGGUCAUUAGAUAACGCGAAAA